AUGGAAGAUGGAAGAUGGAACUCUUCCACCCAGGGACGGAGACACAUUGAGACAAAUGGGGUCUACGGACCCCACUUGUUUUCAAACUCCGGUGUAAAAAAGCUUCAUUUUUCUGAUAAUUUCAGCCAUUUGUGGGGGCAAAUAAGAGAAACAUAUCUGCAUAGUCAUAGACAUGAUCUGAAGCUACCAAAUCAACGUAGAACGAAACCCAUUACAUGGUUCAUCGCAUUCUUUUGUGCCAUACUAUGGGUUAUGAUAAUUCUUGGUGGACUAAUCGUUCUCAUUGUGUAUCUUGUGUUCCGUCCAAAAAAUCCAUCAUUCGACAUCCCCAACGCAACGCUCAAUACCAUCUACCUUGAUACUAAUGCGCAACUCACCUCUGAUGGUUCUCUACUCAACUCUGAUGUAACCAUCUUAACCAACUUCACGAAUCCGAACCAGAAAGUGAAAAUCGACUACAGUUACAUGGUCAUUGAAUUAUAUUAUAUGAAUACCCUCAUUGCAACCACCUCAGUUAGUCCAUUUUCAGCUGGAAAAGCAGAAUCAAAGCUACUGGGAAUACAUUUCGUGACAAGUCAAGUCAAGUUAUCAUCCAACGAAAUCCAACAGAUCAGGAAGGAGGUGGGAAACAAUACUGUGAAGUUUGAUGUUCAGGGAAAGUUUAGAACAAGAUCAAAUUUUGGAAGUCUCAUCCGUUAUUCGCAUUGGUUGCACGGUCGAUGCACCAUAGUUCUUGCAGGACCACCUUACGGGACUUUAAUUUCGCACAAAUGCAUAACGAAACGUUAAUGUCUGAUUUGUCCUUCAUUGAUUAGCCAUUAUCUAUGUCCUCCUUUCAUUAGUCAUUCUAAAUUUGUGUUUCAUACUCUCGUCUACCGUGAUUUUGUGGCAAUCAAAGAUGCUUACUUAUAUGUGAAAAAUACU
Molecule: messenger RNA, 924 nt
Organism: Papaver somniferum (opium poppy)
Lineage: Eukaryota; Viridiplantae; Streptophyta; Magnoliopsida; Ranunculales; Papaveraceae
Product: NDR1/HIN1-like protein 10
Exons: 2
Coding region: 1-789 (262 amino acids)
Cellular component (GO): plasma membrane
Source: RefSeq, a predicted model, not a curated record